Molecule: messenger RNA, 225 nt
Organism: Rotaria sp. Silwood2
Lineage: Eukaryota; Metazoa; Rotifera; Eurotatoria; Philodinida; Philodinidae
Source: the annotation of a GenBank genome assembly
AUGUGGAAAAUUUUACGACCAUAUGUUGGUGUAUGGCGUUUCACUGGGUUACAAUUAUCACAAGGAAAUAAUUUUAAUGUUCAAAUUCAAGAAUAUAUAAUUCGUCGAUUAGAAUGGACAAGAUUGCAAACUUUAGUUAUUCUUAAAUCUAAUUCGACAUCAAUUACAUUUUAUGUUGAUUCAUCGAUUGACGAACUUCAUAUUGAUAUAUCAUCAACAGGUUAA